Molecule: messenger RNA, 1068 nt
Organism: Limulus polyphemus (Atlantic horseshoe crab)
Lineage: Eukaryota; Metazoa; Arthropoda; Merostomata; Xiphosura; Limulidae
Product: homeobox protein MSX-3-like
Exons: 2
Coding region: 19-1014 (331 amino acids)
Biological process (GO): embryonic morphogenesis; regulation of transcription by RNA polymerase II
Cellular component (GO): nucleus
Molecular function (GO): RNA polymerase II transcription regulatory region sequence-specific DNA binding; DNA-binding transcription factor activity, RNA polymerase II-specific
Source: RefSeq, a predicted model, not a curated record
CUCACUGAACAGAUAUAAAUGUCGGUCAUGCAGCUCAGUUCUUUGCCUGAAACUACAUUCUCCAACAUGGCGACUAAAUCUACCUCGGCAGACACGCUUUCCAAACUUAUUUCCAGUAGUGCCAAGUCGGAUUUCUCCAGUCCGAAAUCCAAGGUUCGCGAAUCUUCAAACAGAGCGAUUUCGUUCUCUGUGGAGUCCUUGUUGGCCGACGACAGAGAAAGCGACCCGGAUCGUUCUCCCGUUUCGAGCCCUGAACACGUUCCCACUCCGACGUCAGCUGUGGGCCCUAUGUUGCCCCAGCCCGUCUCUUCUCCGAAGGUCGGCUUAACCUUGGCGAGGGGUUUUACAGUAGACGGCUUGCUUGACAUUGACAAGACGAAAGUCACCAGCGUCGUUCCAGGAUUCCGGACAGUGCCAUCGAAUGGUGUGCCAAAACCAGUCAACUUUGUCCCCGAUGUUCCCGUUUCUCACCCAGUGGCCUGGGGAUCUCCACUGUCGGCCUUCCCGUGGAUACAUACGUCACGAACUUUGUCACCCUGCACAAAGUCCGGAGAACCUCCUAAGCUACCAACUGUUAAAUGCCAGCUACGAAAGCAUAAGAGUAACCGUAAGCCUAGGACUCCGUUCACCACCCAGCAACUCUUGGCCCUGGAGAGAAAAUUUCGGACUAAACAGUACCUGUCUAUCGCUGAACGCGCAGAGUUCUCGAGCUCCUUGAAUCUUACGGAAACUCAAGUGAAGAUCUGGUUCCAGAACAGGAGAGCCAAAGAAAAGAGACUUAAGGAAGCUGAGCUGGAGAAGCUCCGGAUGUCUGCUAGACCUCUCCUACCCAACUUCGGUUUCGGGCUGCCGGUGUCCGCAGCGACAUUCCUUCCCGGAGUUCCGCCUCCAGCACAUCUAAGUUCCGUCGCCGCCGAUGGUAGUCGACCGAUCUUGGGACCAAUCAUGGCUCCUUAUCCAAUGUAUUCUUUUACUCCUACCUCCUCGGCACAGUUAGCUAUGUGCCCACACUGAACGAAGGAGGCUAGACACUGUGCUCAUGCACAACAAGAGAAAAUCAAGAGGAGA